AUGCUGGAGUCGCAGCCGAACUCCGACGGAUUGACAUCAUUCAAUUACAAUAGGAAAAAUAAUUCAAUUAAAAAAUUUAACAACUUGGAACAAAAAUACAACGAGCAUCCAUUUUCAAAAAUUAACAAAUCUAAGUGGUUCGUGAACAUCAGCAGCAAGGACAUACCGGACACUGUUUCUGAUGUGUUAAGCUUGGGUGACAAUUUUGCGUUACCCAUUGAACAGAAACAAAAAAAUGAUCGUAACAAUCUUGUUUUGGACGUUGUCAAGAAUUUUGAAGUGCACAGUAAUAUUUUGCCAACAGAUACGAUUGAAACAACUAGAAUUUCCAUCUCUAACAUCCUUCAGAGAUUUCUUGACAACAAUAAACGCACUAAUUAUUCAGAUAGAUGCAUCUUGCAGUCCUACGCGGUCUCCAAGAGAUAUUUACGCGAAAAUAAAGACAUCAUGGUCACGAGAGCUGACAAAGGUCAGAUCACUGUCGCCAUGGACAGGAGUGAUUAUUUCGACAAGAUGGAAUUGCUGCUGAGUGACACAACCACUUACAGGGAAUUAAAAAAGGAUCCCUUGAAAAGAUUAACUAACAAAAUCAAUGAGUUAGUCAAGUCUUGGCGUAGGAGCGGUUUGAUCGGUGAGUUGACAUAUAAAAACUUAAAUUGCACAAACGGAAAUUUGCCGCGAUGCUACGGGCUGCCGAAGAUUCAUAAAGAUGGUUUCCCGUUGAGAAUCAUAGUAUCUGCUCUGGGAAGCCCGGUAUACAAUAUCUCGAGCUACAUCUACGAUAUCCUAUAUAAAUCGAUAAGAAAACCAAAUUCAUAUGUCAAAGAUGGUUGGUCCUUUGUCGAAAUUAUCAAGAACACUGAUAUUGACAAGGACAACAUCAUGGUGUCGCUGGAUGUGGCUUCAUUAUUCACUAACGUCCCCAAAGAUUUGGUAGUAAAUGCUAUACGGAAACGCUGGGAAGAUAUUGCCAAGAACACUAAAUUCAACCUUUCUCAAUUUUUAUUUGCAACGGAAUUGAUCUUGGAUUCAACUUGUUUUGCAUUUAACGGGCGUUUUUAUGAGCAGAUCUUCGGCACCCCCAUGGGCUCUCCACUUUCACCUAUCUUAGCAGAUAUGGUAAUGGAAGAUAUGGAGAUGCAAUGUCUAAGCUCAUUAGGUUUUACCGUUCCUACUUAUUAUAGAUUUGUCGAUGACGUUUUCGCAAUAUUACCACGCGCAAAAAUCAACGAGAUCUUGACAAAGUUCAACAAUUAUCACGAACGCUUAAGAUUCACUUAUGAGACUGAAGAUGACUCAUCCAUUAACUUUUUGAAUGUAAAAAUUAUUCGGUCCGAUAAUAGACUUAUCACUAAUUGGUUCCGGAAACCUACAUGGUCAGGGAGAAUGCACAUGCAAGUCGUAACUGAUAAACCAUUUUUGAACAGUAACCAGCACACAAAUUAA
Messenger RNA from Camponotus floridanus (Florida carpenter ant), 1446 nucleotides. RefSeq lists its product as uncharacterized. Bases 1 to 1446 code for a protein of 481 amino acids. NCBI's taxonomy places the organism in Eukaryota, Metazoa, Arthropoda, Insecta, Hymenoptera, Formicidae. The transcript is spliced from 3 exons. The record is from RefSeq and is a predicted model, not a curated record.